AUGAGCGCCUCGUCAAACUUUGCAAAGGCGUUGAAGGAUGAACGUCUACAUACGGGUGGACUCUCUAUUCCUACGCGGUACUCUUCAUUUUACACAUUACUUGGACGAUCAACAUCAAAACCGGGACGGUAUCGCAAAUGCCAUCAAGGUAUUCUUCAAGACCUCUCCGCAGCAAGCCAGGACCAUCCACACGUUCAGAAAUCCAUAGAGUGUAUGUUUAAACUGCCCAAAGGCUUAUCCAGCUGGUGGUUGACUACAGACGUCCAGCGCGACGUACCGGAACCAAUUAUUAAGGAAGAAAUGGUAAGUGCACGUAUUAGUACUGAACUGUUUGUAAAAGGCGAAUGCUAGGC
Strongylus vulgaris is the source of this 353-nucleotide messenger RNA. NCBI's taxonomy places the organism in Eukaryota, Metazoa, Nematoda, Chromadorea, Rhabditida, Strongylidae. The record is from the annotation of a GenBank genome assembly.